CUUGGCUUCUAAGCAGGCUGUAGGCAACGAAGUCCGACGCAACACGCCAGAGUGGCCUGACACCAUGUCCGGCGUUGAGGUACUUAGUCUCAUCUCCAGCAUUAUCGCCAUCCUAGACGCCUCGCUUGCGACCUACGCGGCUGUCAAGAGCGCGUCCGGCCUACCCCCGUCAUUCCAGGACGUCAGUCUACGACUCCCUCUCAUUAGGGACACCUUAAAGGCUGCAUGGGGCAGCCUGGCCCAAGAUACCCAAUCUCAUGAGGACGAGACCAGCCUCCAGGCUGUACUUGAGGGUUGUAAGGACAAAGUCUCAGCCCUCGACCAGGUUUUCCGGAGCGUCAUUACUUCAGAUUCGGACUCGAGGCUGGAGAGAUAUCUCAAAGCUCUGAAUACAAUACCGAAAGCAGACAAAGUUGAAAAUCUGGCCGCUGGCAUCCUUGCCGAUCUGCAAGUCCUGGCUGGCAAUUUCGUCAUCAAGGCAGCGACUAGGGAACAAAUGAGAAGUUUGAUCGCGACAGCGAAAGAGGACGACGGAAACAAGCUGCCUUCUUUAACUGCGAAUAAUAUCGGGUCGGGAUCACAGUAUGUUCAUAUGGGAAAUGGCAAUCAGAACGUCUCAACUGAGUCGGGUGUACAAAUCAAUGGUUCGUCCACAGGGCCAUUUUACUUCGGAAUAGACUAG
Messenger RNA from Colletotrichum destructivum, 682 nucleotides. Its product is annotated as Putative NACHT-NTPase and P-loop NTPase domain-containing protein. The transcript has a single exon. The record is from RefSeq and is a predicted model, not a curated record. Lineage: Eukaryota; Fungi; Ascomycota; Sordariomycetes; Glomerellales; Glomerellaceae. The coding region runs from base 65 to 682 and encodes 205 amino acids.